Messenger RNA from Neodiprion virginianus, 1130 nucleotides. RefSeq names its product protein SEC13 homolog (gene Sec13). Gene Ontology annotation, cellular component: COPII vesicle coat; nuclear pore outer ring. The transcript has 3 exons. Gene Ontology annotation, molecular function: protein binding; structural molecule activity. NCBI's taxonomy places the organism in Eukaryota, Metazoa, Arthropoda, Insecta, Hymenoptera, Diprionidae. The coding region runs from base 149 to 1087 and encodes 312 amino acids. The record is from RefSeq and is a predicted model, not a curated record. Gene Ontology annotation, biological process: COPII-coated vesicle budding; protein import into nucleus; positive regulation of TOR signaling.
AGCGCGUGUCCACUUCAUCAGAUUCCACGUAUGUCAGUUGUGUGGUUAUUCUUCAAUCGCUCCAACGGACAAUUUGCGACAACAAAAAAUAGUGAAAGAAACAAUAUAAAUAAUAACUCGUUGCGGGUAAACGAAGAGAUAAUUGAAAAUGGUCUCCGUUCUAAACACGGUGGACACGGGCCACGAGGACAUGAUACACGAUGCCGAAAUGGACUAUUACGGAUUGAGGUUAGCUACCUGCUCAAGUGACAAUUCGGUGAAAAUAUUCGAUCUGAAGAACGGCACGCAAACCCUCGCUGCAGAUUUGAAAGGCCACGUCGGUCCUGUUUGGCAAGUUGCCUGGGCUCAUCCGAAGUUCGGCAAUAUCUUGGCAUCUUGCAGUUACGACAGGAAAGUCAUAAUUUGGAAGGAGCUUGGUGAGUGGACCAAGAUAUAUGAACAUGCGUCCCACGACUCGUCUGUGAACUCCGUUGCAUGGGCGCCGCACGAGUUCGGACUAAUAUUGGCAUGCGGCAGCUCUGACGGCUCGAUCUCCAUACUUUCUAACAAUGGUGACACCUGGGAUGCCCAGAAAAUUCCAAACGCACACACCAUCGGGUGCAAUGCGGUCAGUUGGUGCCCAGCCAUUGAACCUGGAUACGACGCUACCGCGCCUCACCCUCGCAGUGGACCUGUUAAGCGACUUGCGACUGGAGGAUGCGAUAAUUUGGUCAAAAUAUGGAGGGAGGAUAACGAAAGAUGGAUCGAGGAAAAUAAACUCGAGGCUCACAGCGACUGGGUCAGAGAUGUGGCCUGGGCGCCAGCAGUUGGACCACCGAGAGCGGCACUGGCUUCCUGUUCUCAGGAUCGCAGGGUGGUGGUGUGGACGUCGACAGAUUGCACAAGUUGGACGUCGACUGUCCUGAACGUGUUCGAGGACGUUAUAUGGAACGUCAGUUGGUCUCUGACUGGUGGGAUUCUGGCAGUGAGCGGAGGUGACAACAAAGUAUCUCUGUGGCGUGAAAAUUCCGAAGGCCAAUGGGCAUGCAUUUCGGAGCUCAAUAAGGGUCAGGGAAAUUUGAACAAUCCAGAACAACGAGCAUUGUGAAAUUAGCAUAAUAGAACUGAAGAGAAAAAUCAGAUUAUCAUUA